AUGGAGUUGGGAGGGAUGAAAACCCCUCAGACCCUCAUGAAUAGAGUUCUAUGUUGGAACAUAAGAGGUCUAAAUAGCCCUGUGAAGCAGCAAGUAGUUAGGAAUUUUAUUCAGAACUACUCCACUGGUCAAAUAGUACAUUGUCACAUUAAACCCACUGAUGGCCAAGCAGAGUUUUAUGCAUCAUUUGUUUAUGCGUUUAAUGAUGCUGGAGGAAGGAAGCAAUUGUGGGAGGAUUUGAAGAAUUUAAGAGUUGAUAAUGCAGGGUGGAUAUGGAUGGGUGAUUUUAACAAUGUUCUGAAUAUGGAGGAUAGGGUGGGGGCUCCAAUUAGAGCUAGUGAAUGCACAGAUUUCAGAAGAUGUGUGGAAUGCUAUAGUAUGGAAGACAUGAAGGCAACAGGGUGCUUCUAUACGUGGAAUAACAAGCAAGGAGAGGAUACAAGGGUAUUCUCCAAGAUUGACAGGGUUAUGUGCAACAUGGAUUGGAUGGAAGCUUAUCCAUUUACAGAGGCCAAUUUCUUACCAGAGGGGGAGUUUGAUCACUGCCCUAUGAUUUUGAAUGCACAUCCACAACAGAAUUAUGGAAAGAAACCAUUCAGGUACUUUGAUAUGUGGAAGCAUGCGCAAAACUUUGAGCAGAUAAUACAGGAUGCCUGGAACACAGAAGCUAAGGAGAUCAAAAGUGCAGCAGCUUUGAAGGAUUGUCAGGUUCAGUUACACAAACAACCUGAUAAUAUUAACUUGAGGAAGCAGGAAACUGAGGCAGCAAAAGAGUAUAAAGUAGCACAGGAGAGGUACUUAUCUUUUCUGAAACAAAAAACAAAAUCAUCAUGGAUCAAAGAUGGUGAUAUGAAUACGAAGUUGUUUCAUAGAAGUCUCAAGAAAAGACAGAUUCAAAAUGCUAUUUUUGGCAUUCACAAUGCAGAAGGAGAAUGGGUUAAUACACCGGACAAAGUUAGUGAGGCAUUUCUGGAUUACUAUCAUCAUCUCUUGGGUGAUAAAAUGCAGCAGAGAAGGAAGGUGAAGUCAAGAAUUGUUCAAUGUGGCCCUGCAGUGAACACACAACAAGCUGUAAUGCUUCAAAGACCUGUUACUGGAGAGGAAGUGAAAGAGGCGUUAUGGUCUAUACAUGGUGACAAGGCUCCAGGACCGGAUGGGUUUGGGAGUCAUUUCUAUAAAACUUGCUGGCACAUUGUGGGCCAUGAUGUAAUAGCAGCUGUUGUUGACUUCUUUAUUCAUGGGAAAUUACUAAAGGAGGUAAAUUCUACUACCAUCACUCUUAUUCCCAAAGUGCUAUGCCCUAGUCAUGUGGGGGCUACAGACCUAUAUCUUGCUGUAAUGUGA
Messenger RNA from Beta vulgaris subsp. vulgaris (sugar beet), 1344 nucleotides. RefSeq lists its product as uncharacterized. The transcript is spliced from 3 exons. The record is from RefSeq and is a predicted model, not a curated record. Lineage: Eukaryota; Viridiplantae; Streptophyta; Magnoliopsida; Caryophyllales; Amaranthaceae. Bases 1 to 1344 code for a protein of 447 amino acids.